Molecule: messenger RNA, 245 nt
Organism: Racocetra persica
Lineage: Eukaryota; Fungi; Glomeromycota; Glomeromycetes; Diversisporales; Gigasporaceae
Source: the annotation of a GenBank genome assembly
AUAAUCAAGUAGCUGCCUAUGUUGCUACUAUGAAAAAAAAAGAUGGCACUAAAUAUAAAGCUUUAUCUGUACGUCAAUCUGUUGAUGGUAUCAAUUGCUAUUUAAUAGAAUAUUCAAUUAUUCGUGAUAUUAAUUUACAUAAUCGUCAUCAAUUUCCAAAUUUAUUAAAAGUUCUUAAUAGAAAAAUGAAAGAAUUACAAGAUAAAGGGCUUGGCAAAAUAAAAGGAUCUGCAGCUUUAACUUAA